Molecule: messenger RNA, 1485 nt
Organism: Aureobasidium subglaciale EXF-2481
Lineage: Eukaryota; Fungi; Ascomycota; Dothideomycetes; Dothideales; Saccotheciaceae
Exons: 6
Coding region: 1-1485 (494 amino acids)
Biological process (GO): transmembrane transport
Cellular component (GO): membrane
Molecular function (GO): transmembrane transporter activity
Source: RefSeq, a predicted model, not a curated record
AUGUCAGUUGACGAGAACAAGAUUGCCACACAGCAUGUCGAAGACUUCGACAAGAUUCAAUCUGUUCAACAGGACUUUGAAGACCUUCCUGAGUCCCUUCGCGAACUCAGCCCACAAGAGUUGAAGAAGAUGGGCAAGUGGACGACGUUGAAGCUGGACUUGAUCAUCAUGCCCGCCUUGACCACACUCUACAUCCUAAAUUAUCUGGACCGUCAGAACAUCGCUGCCAGUAAGCUGGCAAACAUCAUGGUAGAUCUAGACAUGUCCGUUCAGCAGUACAACACAUGCGUGUCGAUCUUGUUCGUGGGCUAUAUCCUCAUGCAGAUUCCCUCUAACCUUGUGCUGAGCAAGAUCAAAUGGCCAGCUGUGUGGAUUUGCAGCGCGGUCGUCGGGUGGGGUGCAGUCUCUGCCGCUACCGCAGCAGUAUCAUCAUUCGGCGGUCUCCUCGCCUGUAGAUUCAUGCUCGGAUUCGUUGAGGCGGUAUUCUUUCCAGGUGCCUUCUUCUAUCUCUCAAUGUUCUACAACAGAAAGCAGAUCGCCCUACGUACUGCGAUUCUUUAUUCCGGCUCGCAAUUAGGAAACGCUUUUGGCACUCUACUGGCAAUCGGGAUCCUCGAAUUGGAUGGCUAUCACGGUCUUGAGGGCUGGAGAUGGCUCUUCUUGAUUGAAGGCGUCCUCACGAUAGGCAUUGCACUUAUUUUCGUCAUUUACCUCCCAAACUCCAACAAGAAGAUCUGGACCUUCUCGCAACAACAGCGCGAUUGGCUCAAGUGGAACUACGAAAGAGAUCAGAAACAACUGGACGAGUCGACCGAGGUCACCGCGCUACAAGGGUUCAUGCUCGCCGUGAGAGACCCGAAAACAUGGCUGAUGUGCUUGACGCUGUAUGCCACAUAUACUGCCGCUGCGGUCAACAACUUCUUCCCGACAGUCGUGGGUGGCCUUGGCUUUGGGCGCAAUAUGACUUACAUAUUGACUGCACCACCAUUUCUGCUCUGUGUAGUUGCUAUGCUAUGCAACGGCUUUCACAGCGACAAGAUGGGAGAGCGCUACCUACACGUUGCUUUGCCGCUAACAAUUACUGUUCUGGCGAACAUAAUUGCCGUCAGCACCCUCAACAUCGGCGCACGCUAUUUCAGCAUGUGCAUCAUGCCCUUGUCCUUCUACUCCUCCGCAAUCUGCCAACUCUCCUGGAUCUCGGGCUCUUUGUCCCAACCAGCCGUCAAACGAGCAGCUGCAAUUGCCAUCAUCAAUGCAAUCUGCAACACUCCCAAUAUUUGGACCAGCUAUCUGUACUACGAUUCCCCACGCUAUGUUGCUGCUUUCGCUGUGAACUUGGGUGCUGCAGUGGUGGCUUUUAUGAGUGCUACUGCCACAUUUUUGUAUUUGAGGAGACAGAAUCAAAAGAUGGACCAGGGAAAGGCGUUGGGGAGAUCUGGUCCUACUCCUGUGCAGCAGGCGAAUGGGUUCAGGUAUAUGCUGUAG